Molecule: messenger RNA, 1095 nt
Organism: Bombina bombina (fire-bellied toad)
Lineage: Eukaryota; Metazoa; Chordata; Amphibia; Anura; Bombinatoridae
Gene: EPHX4
Product: epoxide hydrolase 4
Exons: 7
Coding region: 1-1095 (364 amino acids)
Molecular function (GO): hydrolase activity
Source: RefSeq, a predicted model, not a curated record
AUGCCUGGGCACAGCAUGGCGCUGUUACUGGGCAUGCCUGGCUGCCUACGCUCUGCAGCUUUCUGGCUUCUGGUUUACCUACACUGCCUGCUCUGUACCUGCACUGCCCUCAUCAAACUUUCCUGCAGCAUCCUCCUGAGACCAAGGAGCACCUUCCACAUCGUCCCUAGAGAGAUCCCCCCCAGCUGUCUCAAUGACCAGUUCCUGGGUACCCACUGCUACGUGAGGAUCAAGGAUUCUGGCUUACGGUUCCACUAUGUGGCGGCAGGAGAGCGAGGGAAACCGCUUAUGCUUCUUCUUCACGGAUUCCCAGAAUUCUGGUACUCCUGGCGCCAUCAGUUACGUGAAUUUAAAAGCGAGUAUCGGGUUGUGGCUCUUGAUUUACGAGGAUAUGGAGAAACCGAUACUCCUACGUCUAAGGACUGCUACAAACUGGACUGCAUCAUUGUGGAUGUCAAGGAAAUACUGGACACUCUGGGCUACACCAAGUGCGUCCUCAUUGGCCAUGACUGGGGCGGAAUGAUUGCUUGGUUAAUUGCUAUUUGCUAUCCAGAGAUGGUAACCAAACUGAUAGUCCUGAGCUUUCCCCACCCCACUGUGUUUACAGAAUAUAUUCUACGACACCCUUCACAAUUGAUAAAAUCUGGUUACUACUUCUUUUUCCAAAUGCCAUGGUUUCCUGAAUUCAUGUAUACUGUAAAUGAUUACAAGAUUCUUAAAGACCUGUUUACCAGUAAAGCCACCGGCAUUAGGAAGCGUGGCUGCAGGUUUACCGAAGAGGAUAUGGAAGCUUAUCUUUAUAUCUUUUCUCAACCUGGAGCCCUGAGUGGCCCAUUAAAUCAUUUUCGGAAUAUUUUCAGUUGCCUGCCUUUGAAGCACCAUCAGGUGACGAUGCCGACCCUGCUAAUGUGGGGAGAGGACGACGCAUUUGUUGAAGUGGAGAUGGCAGAAUUAACAAGAGUCUAUGUGAAAAAUUAUUUCCAACUCUCAGUACUGUCCCACGCCAGCCACUGGUUACAGCAGGAACAGCCUGAACUGGUAAACACCUUGAUAUGGACCUUUUUGGAAGAAGAUGAAUUUCACAUAAAAGACUAA